Messenger RNA from Manis pentadactyla (Chinese pangolin), 2228 nucleotides. RefSeq names its product transmembrane protein 79 (gene TMEM79). Lineage: Eukaryota; Metazoa; Chordata; Mammalia; Pholidota; Manidae. The record is from RefSeq and is a predicted model, not a curated record. The transcript has 4 exons. The coding region runs from base 341 to 1531 and encodes 396 amino acids. Gene Ontology annotation, biological process: regulated exocytosis. Gene Ontology annotation, cellular component: lysosomal membrane; trans-Golgi network membrane.
GGAGAGGCAUGGGAAACAGCCAUGAUUACACCUAGAAGUCAGAAUGGACAGACCUAGGCACUCCGGAGAUGCAAGAGGCGGUCUAGUGAGAAGUUUGGAAACUGCCCAACUACCCAGAUUGGAGACAAAAGACCAGGUUGCACUGCUACAGCCAGUUCUUUGGGAUUUAUUGGCAAAUCCCUGGGAUCAGUUGCCAGAAGAGUUCCAAGCAGGGAUCUGCAGCGAGAAGGGGAGGUUGGAAGGUGAAGCGGCAGUUCCUCUGCCCACAAGGAGAUCCACAGUGGGAAGGGAGCUCUUGGGUGACAUGACUUCACAGCAGACCCAGAACUGAAGCCCCAGGAUGACAGAACCUGAGACCCUGGCCCUGCUGGAAGUGAAGGGGCCAGAGGCCCUGAAGAAGAACCCACCCCCGGCCUUGGUCGCCAAUGGCCAGCAGCCAGAAGGGGAAGGUGGGGCCGAGUCCUCGGGAGCUGAGCCCCCCAGAGUGGGGUCUACAUCUGGGUCUCCCACAGCUGGAAAGGGGGCUGAGGAUGGUCUAGACAGCACAGUAAGCGAGGCUGCCACCUUGCCCUGGGGGACUGGCCCCCAGCCCAGUGCCCCAUUCCCAGAUCCCCCUGGAUGGCGGGACAUUGAGCCCGAGCCCCUCAGGGCAGGGCCACCCACCAAGCUUGAAGAGUUGCCUGAAGAUGAUGCCAACCUGCUGCCUGAGAAAGCGAUGCGGGCCUUCGUGCCCAUCGACCUACAGUGCAUUGAGCGGCGGCCACAGGAGAACCUGGCUGUGCGUUGUGAAGCAGGCGGGUCUGAGCGCCAGCGCCGCCGGAUCUGCCUGCCCACCCGGGCCACCCACCCUGAGCCCCCUGAGUGCAAGUGGGCCGAGGCAGUGGUGAAGCCGCCUAGUCGCGUCUGCGGGGGCUGUGGGAGCUGCGGAGGCCGCGAGGUGCUGAGGGCCGUGGCCUCAGUGGGAGCCGCCCUCAUCCUCUUCCCCUGCCUGCUGUACGGAGCGUAUGCCUUCCUGCCCUUCGAUGCCCCACGGCUGCCUACCAUGAGUUCCCGCCUCGUGUACACCCUGCGCUGCGGGGUCUUUGCCACCUUCCCCAUCAUACUGGGGCUGCUGGUGUACGGGCUGAGCCUGUUGUGCUUCUCUGCCCUACGGCCCUUUGGGGAGCCACGGCGGGAGGUGGAGAUCCACCGGAGAUAUGUGGCCCAGUCAGUCCAGCUCUUCAUCCUCUACUUCUUCAAUCUGGCUGUGCUGUCCACCUACCUGCCCCAAGAGACCCUCAAACUGCUCCCUCUGCUCACUGGUCUCUUUGCCAUCUCCCGGCUGAUAUACUGGCUGACCUUCGCCGUGGGCCGCUCAUUCCGAGGCUUCGGCUAUGGUCUAACAUUCCUGCCCCUGCUGUCCAUGCUGGUGUGGAACCUCUACUACAUGUUCGUGGUGGAGCCUGAGCGCAUGCUCACUGCAGAGAGCCGCCUGGACUACCCCGACCACGCCCGCUCCGCCUCGGACUACAGGCCCCGCCCCUGGGGCUGAGCCGCUCCGCCCACUUACCCUGAGCCCUGGGGCCUUCGUGGGGAAAGCCCUGCUACUGGCCCAUCCAAUCAGUGCCUGGACUGUCCCCUGCUCUUCCCCCAGUUGGCUCUGCCCUUCACCUUUGGAGGCAUGGGACAGUCAUGGGGUAGGGACUUGAUCAUUUUCUUGCAGGGGAAGAGAUGGGCAGCCAGGUCCCUUAAGGACCCUGAGGGCGCAGGGCCAGACUGCUCCUCUCAUCAACCUCCUGUAAGGCAGCGGUAGAGCCAUAGCCCCAAAGGACCAUUUCUGUGCCAGCUGUCUAAGCAGAGGGCCUCAAGGAGACUGGAAAUACUGCCCUUGCCUAAAGGCUGGGCAUCAGCUCAGAAAGGACUUCCACACUUGGCGAAAACCUUCCUGGGGCUUUGGGUUGAGGACCGUAUGACUGGGCCCUCAUAGGCCCUUUAGCUUCUGCCAAAACGAUUCCAGUUGCCCCAGCCAGCAAUGCUGCCUCCUCCCUGCCAACCCAUUCAGGCUCCUGUCAUUUCCCACCUCCGAACUGCCCAGUAGUCGGGCCUCUCCCAUAGGAAGAGGGAACCUGCCUCCCAAGAAGGGUGUGUGCGUGUGUGCUGGGGGGCAGGUGGAAGGCACAGUGGCUGAUGCCAACCCCGUGUGAAUGUGUGAAUGUGAGUAUGUGUAUAACAAUAAACGACUUCCAGUC